AUGACCACCAGUAGUCCAUUGUUUGAUAUAAAUGCAUUGGAUGCGGAACAUCAACAAAAAUUUCAGACUGUUUACAAUGAAUUAAAAUCGAAUCAUGAAUCUUAUCUUCAAUAUAAACUUAAUUUACAGUUAAAGAACAAGGUGAAUACGGAAGAAGAGGAGAAUGAAUGGUGUUAUGAAUUGCAUAGAUUUCUUUGUGCUAGAAAAUGGAAUGUAACUCAUACCAUAAAAUCUAUUCGAGAAAUGAUACAAUGGCGAAUAGACAAUCAUGUUGAUUCGAUUCUUGAACAUGAACCCAUGAUACUUCGAAUGGAUAUCAUGCGAAAAAUGGCUCCAAGCGCUCAUCAUGGCUAUACGAGAGCUGAUCGGCCAUUAUAUAUGGAGAAAUCGGGUCUAAUACAUGUGGAUAAGUUAUUGAAUCAAUUUACAUCAGAGGAAAUGAUCCAAUGUCAUAUCUAUUGGCUUGAAUUCUAUUGCCAACGAGCAAGAGAACGUAGUCAACAACUAGGAAAACAUGUGGACAGUUUUGCUAUGAUUUAUGAUUUACAGGGCUGUAAACUGAGCAUGAGAAAAUUACUUCAUCUAUUUAAACAAUCCCUUCAUAUUGAUGAUAACUAUUAUCCUGAACGUCUAGGACAGAUGUUCUUUAUAAAUCCACCAAAAAUUUUUCCUGUUCUUUGGGAUUUAGUGAAACAUUGGAUUGAUCCUGUAACAAAAGCAAAAAUUCAUGUCAUUAAAAAAGGUCCUCAAACAUCAACAGCAUUAUUACAACAUAUUGAUUCUGACCAAUUACCUCAGGAAUAUGGUGGAACCUGUCAUUCAUGUCCAACUUCACCGGAUUGUAUUCCUGUGUGUGAAUGGAAUAAAAAAGUUGCUGAUGAUAAAGAGGAAGAACAGCUUACUGGUCCCAUUAGGGAAUUAAACGACGAAGAACUAAAUAUAGAAGGGAUAAAGACAGAGUGA
Rotaria sp. Silwood1 is the source of this 963-nucleotide messenger RNA. The record is from the annotation of a GenBank genome assembly. Lineage: Eukaryota; Metazoa; Rotifera; Eurotatoria; Philodinida; Philodinidae.